AUGGCGAUGAAUAGAGUGAUCACCGUGUAUGCACCCACAGUCUUUUCCAGUGCUGGGUUUUCUGGAAGCACAUCUCAGCUCUUAUCUGGAUUAAACAACAUCUACUACAUGCUAUGUACAUUGGUGCCUGUUUUCACCCUCGAUAAAUUUGGACGUCGAUUCACAUUGUUCUAUGGAGCUGUGCUACAAGGAAUAUGUAUGCUACUGAUCGGAGUACUGACAAAACCAAGCAUCAUGUCUAUGAACCCAUUGGCGUAUGGCGUGGCCGCAACGGUCUUUACAUUUGGUUACACAGGCUUUUUUGGGAUGACAUGGCUUGCGGUUCCUUGGCUUUAUCCUGUCGAGAUCUAUCCCACCAAAGUACGAGCAAAAGGAGGUGCUUGGAGUGUCGUGGGUUGGAGUAUAGGUAAUGCCUUUAUCAUGGAGAUAACACCACCCAUGAUUUCAGGCAUAGGAUGGAUCACAUUUAUAAUCCUUGCUGCUCUUAAUUUCUUAACCAUCCCUAUUGUAUGGGCAUUUUAUCCUGAAACGAGUAACAAACAACUCGAAGAAAUGGAUGCGAUUUUUGCAACCAAAUCAUCACUCGUCUUCAAAGCUGAAAAAGAAUUGGCCAAGAUAAGAGAAAGGAAUGGUGGUUCGCUUGCUUUGAGCGACACUGACAGCAGGAGAAGUUGCUAUUAUGAUCCCGGUGAUGAAAAGAAAAGCACCGCCACGAGCUUCCAUUCACCUGCCACCUACCACACCAAGGCUUAA
Lichtheimia ornata is the source of this 753-nucleotide messenger RNA. RefSeq lists its product as uncharacterized. The record is from RefSeq and is a predicted model, not a curated record. Gene Ontology annotation, molecular function: carbohydrate:proton symporter activity. Bases 1 to 753 code for a protein of 250 amino acids. Gene Ontology annotation, cellular component: membrane. Gene Ontology annotation, biological process: carbohydrate transport; transmembrane transport. NCBI's taxonomy places the organism in Eukaryota, Fungi, Mucoromycota, Mucoromycetes, Mucorales, Lichtheimiaceae. The transcript is spliced from 3 exons.